UGUUGGCCGGGCGGCGGGAGGGAGGGCGCCGGCCGCCGGGAUGCCCACCAGCAGGGACAGCGUGAUGUCGUGCCCGGCCGACGCUCACCACCAGGUCCGCAUGAAGGCCUAUUACAAAGGGGACAUCAUGAUCACCCACUUUGAUCCUACCAUCACAUAUGAAAAUCUUUGCACUGAAGUUCGUGACAUGUGCUGCUUUGACAAUGAACAGCUCUUUACAAUGAAGUGGAUCGAUGAAGAAGGCGAUCCUUGCACUGUCUCAUCUCAGCUGGAGCUGGAGGAAGCGUUUCGUCUCUAUGAGCUGAAUAAGGACUCUGAACUGAUCAUUCAUGUGUUUCCCUGUAUCCCAGAACGGCCAGGCAUGCCUUGUCCAGGGGAAGACAAAUCCAUAUACAGACGAGGUGCUCGGCGCUGGAGAAAGCUGUACUGUGUAAAUGGACAUACCUUCCAAGCAAAAAGAUUCAACAGACGCGCACACUGUGCAUUUUGUACUGAUCGGAUCUGGGGCCUAGGUCGUCAGGGCUAUAAAUGCAUCAACUGUAAGCUUCUGGUCCAUAAGAAAUGUCACAAACUGGUCACAAUCGAAUGCGGACGUCAUGCUAUCAGCUCACAUCCUCAUCAUUAUCCUUGGGGAAGCGGUGAUCAGGAUCAUAUGAUUCCAAGUGCAGAGAAUGCAGAAAACAUCGCACCAGUUAUUCCAUACAAAUCUUCCAGUCAAGAAAACCUGGAUCAUGUUGGUGAGGAGAAAGAGGCCAUGAGCAGCAGGGAAAGUGGGAAAGCUCCCUCCAGUUUAGGUGUUCCUGACUUUGAUCUAAUCCGUGUGAUCGGCAGAGGCAGCUAUGCCAAGGUUCUCCUCGUCCGACUGAAAAAGACAGAGCGCAUUUAUGCAAUGAAAGUUGUGAAAAAGGAACUGGUUAACGAUGAUGAGGAUAUAGAUUGGGUGCAGACAGAAAAGCAUGUGUUUGAGCAGGCAUCAAAUCACCCCUUUCUAGUCGGACUGCAUUCCUGUUUCCAGACAGAGAGCAGGCUGUUUUUUGUCAUCGAAUACGUGAACGGUGGAGAUCUGAUGUUUCAUAUGCAGAGGCAACGAAAGCUUCCAGAAGAGCAUGCCAGAUUUUACUCUUCAGAGAUCAGUCUGGCGUUAAACUACCUUCAUGAACAUGGGAUAAUUUACAGAGACUUGAAACUUGACAAUGUCCUGUUGGAUUCUGAAGGGCACAUUAAACUCACGGACUAUGGAAUGUGUAAGGAAGGCUUAAGGCCUGGAGAUACAACCAGCACGUUCUGUGGUACGCCCAAUUAUAUUGCUCCAGAGAUCCUGCGAGGCGAGGAUUAUGGUUUCAGUGUGGAUUGGUGGGCUCUGGGAGUGUUGAUGUUCGAAAUGAUGGCAGGGCGAUCGCCAUUUGAUAUAGUGGGGAGCUCCGAUAAUCCAGAUCAGAACACUGAGGACUACCUCUUCCAAGUCAUUUUGGAAAAGCAAAUACGUAUUCCACGCUCCCUGUCCGUCAAAGCUGCAAGUGUAUUAAAGGGAUUUCUCAAUAAGGAUCCAGCAGAGCGACUUGGAUGUCACCCACAGACAGGAUUCGCUGAUAUUCAGGGAAAUUCUUUCUUUCGCAAUGUAGACUGGGACUUGAUGGAGCAGAGACAGAUCAUCCCACCUUUCAAGCCACAUAUCUCUGGUGAAUAUGGACUUGACAACUUUGACUCUCAGUUCACGAAUGAACCAGUCCAGCUCACUCCAGAUGAUGAUGAUGCUGUAAAGAAAAUCGACCAGUCAGAAUUUGAAGGCUUCGAAUACAUCAAUCCCCUCCUGAUGUCAGCUGAAGAAUGUGUCUGAGUCACUGAAGUCUGCACACUCUGGCCAGUGCCUCCAACCUUGCAUGUAGAAGAGCUGAAAACAAUAAAUGCCUUGCUUUAAUAGCCAAAGCCUUUCCCCUCUGCAGCAGGUGGUUUGAGAAUGCUCAUCCCCACUCUUGUCCAAAAAUAGGGGAUGAGUGCCUCUAAUUAUGUAUCCUAGCAUAACCAUAGGCUGCAGAAUAACUGUCUGAGAACUUUUGGGAGACGACCUUUUUCUUUCCCCCAGUAUUCCCUAUUGACACUAAAUCGGUGGAUAGGAUUGCUUUUGUGAGGGAGCAAGUGCUAUCUUAACUUAGCUAUGAAUGUGUUUUUAAAAACCAUUGUUGGGGGGGGGAUUUGGGUAGAAAGUUCACCUUAUCCUCCUGGUGUUACACUAAACCUUACGGGCAUGGCCCAAAGGUUUCGCUUGCUCCCUCCUCAAACACCUCCACCUGCCUUUUGCCAGUGGUAUUGCUCAGGGAGAUGGCAGCUGUGGCUUUGACUAAAAUGCUUCUGCUGGUAAAACGUUGCUCUUAUUUACUGGGGGAAAAAAUUGUCUAUGUUGGGACGAGAAAAGCAUUUUUGAACAUUCUUCUGCCUACUGGAAUGAUGCCAGCAAGGAAGUGUACAGAAAUUGAUUUGUAGAAUAACCAUUUAUUUAGUCGAUUGUUAGAUGUUAAGUUAUCAUUUUUUUUGGGGGAGGGACCAUAUAAAUGAACGUUACAAAAGAAAAGUGCACAAACAUACUGUGACUAUAUGUGUCUGCACUGCUGUGAAAGGUGUCUUUUUUUUGUAUGAAUAUACACAGGUAAAAUUGUAUUCUACCAUAGUGUGUCAAUUGAGAUUUUCAAUCCUGCCACUUUAGUCCACUGGAACCAAGCGUUCUGGAUUAUGAGCUAGCUAAGAAACAAUGAAGGUUUAGGGAAUGAUUUGUCACAUGGUUAUACUUUACACACAAAUAGCUGAAGUGGCCCGCUUCCUGUUUGUAGCAUCCACAGAUGCCACAAACACAGAACACUGCUUUUCUAGGAGCUGUUAUUAUGUUCGCUCACACAGAAAUGAAAGAUACAUGUUCUGUUCCCCUGGGUGAAGGGUUAUAUCCACAUUUCAAUACAUAUAUUAAAUUAAGUAUUAUUCACCCACAGUUAACACUUGAGUUUUUGCAUCCUCCUUGCCCCAUUAGAGAUUCAAAUUCAGCUGUUUUAUGCCAUUGUAGAAGCAACAAAGAUGGGCAUGAGGUCCUGAGCAAAGAUUCUGGUAAUUAGCAACUUUAUUUGACCAUUUUCCAGAUUUAGCUCUUGUGCAAAGUGAAAGGAAUUACCCAUCUCAUGUAAGAAAAUUGUUACAUUUGAUAAAUUCCAAUUUCACUUGAAUGUUGAAAGUACAUCCUGUUAAAUUUUGAGCUUUAUUCCGUUACUCAAUUCUAUAGUUAAUUAGACAGAUUUAGUACGUUGCUGCAGCAGACUGCUGCUUUUUUCUUCAACUAUAUUUUAAUUCCCCCACCCCCACCAAAAUCAUAUUACCUUGCUGUGGUGCAUCUGGUUUUGAUUUUGUAAAAAAAUUGUGAGAAAUUAGUUUUUUAAAAAAAAGACAAAACACCUGCUCAUCAUCUCUUCAGACUUGCAGUAUUUGUCAAAUUCUACAGUGGUGUUACCUUGUGUAUAACUACUUCAUCUUCAAAUUGCAAGGGUUGCAUUCAGAACUUGGUGUUACUUGGCUGCUUUCCUUCUGAAAGAGUACAUCCCUUCAAAAGCUAUCAAAAUGGAGGGCCAUACUUUCCCAGUGUUGCUUUUUAUCUGCUUUAAAACUGUUGCUUUCAGUUUGGCUAGAGUGAGAUGUUGGAUGCAAACAAUUCUUGACCUACUGAACAACCUGAUUUAUAGUGAUGAACCCAGUUAAAUUCAGUUUCUGUUGGCUAGGAUUCGGCAAAUAUUAACAUUUUGGGCAUUACGUUCCACUAUUCCAUCCCUUUAGUUUGUCAAAAUAAAACAAAAAUCUGUGCCAUUACUGAUAACUAGACAUGUUCUAGGAUUUUGGGGAUUGCAUUUUGUGUUUUCCUUGUUUUUUUGUAAUAAUAGCUUUAUUGAUGGCAGCAAGUUCUGAGAAUGAGGCUGCAUUUAAUGCUCAGUACUCAAAUCCAGGACAUUUCCAUCACAACAGCUGAGAAACAAUUGAGGUUUAUCUUUCCAGAUUGUUACUGUUCAACAAGCAUGGAGGCCCAUUUAAUGCUGGCUUAUUGAUCUCCACCCUUUGUGGGCACUGUAGUGACAUCCACAGUAUUUUCUGUAUGUUACAGAAAUUGGCUCAUGUUUGGACUUGCACUGUGGUUAAACUUCCUAUUGUCAGACCAAUUGUCUAGCAUGGUAUGGAGUUGUGCAGCAUGAGAAUUUUAUGAAUUCUUUAACUCUCUUCCUCCUCCCCCAACAUUGCUCAAGAUGGUAACUCUCACUGGAGAAGGAAAACUUAGACUCCUGUGACACAUUGGGAUAUGAUCAGUGUUGGAGACCAGUCAUUGCCAAGACUAAAGCAAGCACACUUGUCCAGCGAAUGAAUUUGGUACGGUCUCUCUAAUGCUUAUUUGUCCAGGAUGCUUAAAGCUCAGCUUUUUGUCCAUUUAGGUGGAACGUAUUUGACCUUUCAGAAAUGUUCAUUGCCAAUUGAAUAAGUUAAUUUGUGGUAUCAGAAGUGUGACCAGAUCUGAACGUUGUAGCCAGAAUGUUACGAAACAGAAGCUGCAGAGCAGAUCUGCAAGAGUAUUCCUGUCUGUGGACCGCAUGGUGUACAGCUGACAAAAGUGAAUGUGAGUUUGCUUGUUUAAAAAUUCAAUAAUCUUUUGAAAACUUUAAAAAUAAUUGUUAGUAAAACAAAAUAGUGUAGGGUUUAACAUGGUACAUAGGCAUUAAAAUAUUUAACUACUUUGUAUUUUUCUUGCAUUUCCCCUCAAAGGUUGCUUUGAUGAGUUGAAGAGAAAACUUAGUCCUGUCGGGUGUUUGGAAAAAGUGAAGCUGAUUAUAGCUUUCAUACAAGUUACACUACUAUUCACAGAGUACUGAAAUAGAGGAUCCUGUGACACAUUACAGCUUAUUCUAAGCGUUUGAUAACCACAAAAUACAUGUCAUUUUCAAAAGGACAAAUCUCUUCACUAACUGGCUUGAGCAGUGGCCCGAGAAAUUCAUGAGCCUUUGAGGAAAAUUGUUCUUUCUAACCUAAAACACAACACCACAAUACAAACUUUGUAAGUGUCCAUGCUCUUGCAUCAGGAAGCAUUUGCAAUUAAGUAUUGUUUUGACUUGCAAGUCCUUAAUGGUCCCACUAGAUUGGUAUUCAGCAACACCAGACUUCUGUAUUAAUCUUAUCCCUAUUCUGUCCUUGUCUCCAUUCAUGUCCUUUUAUCAUUGGAAAGUGUUGAAGUCUGUUGUGGUACAGUUGGUAUUACUAUUCUGGUUCAGAAGGUGGUUGUUCCAGAGACUUGUCAGGCUGUGUUUUGUAUGUUGUGGGGAGGGGAUGCUAUGCUGCUUGAGGUGGUACCUUUUUGGAUGAGGCAUUGAUCCAGUGACAGAGUAAGGGGUAUCUUGGCCAGUGCUUGGGACUAGCUGGGUUGUGAACAGCUGCAUAGAAAUGGACACCUUCCUUCCAUUCAGUCUUUGCAUCUCUGGUACUUGUACACAUCCACCUAACAGGCACUGCAGUUGGCAUGCAAGUUCCUCGAGCCCCUCCAGUUUCAGUGAACUGCUGUGUGACUAAUGCCAACCCAUGAUAGCAGUAUCUCAUUACCAGCUAAACUCUUUAUUUAAACAGAUGAGGGUAGAUUUAGGAAUUGCACCAUAAUAUUUGAACAUUUAAAUUUGCUACAAAGUCUAGCAUUGCCUCUUCUCGGGCACUCAUAGUGAAACUUGGAAUUGACAGCUUAAUCCCAAGAUUCUUAUUAUGUAUGUGGUAAACGUUUAAAGCAAUGGGUUGAUAUUUAAAUUGGAAUGUUGCACCACUGUCAAACACAGAUGUAGACACCAGACAUUGCAGAUGCUGGGAUCUGGAUCAAGAAACCAAAACCAAACUACUGGAGGAACUCGGUGGUCCAGGCAGCAUCUCUGCAAGCAAGGGGAUAGUUGACAAUUCAAGUUGAGACCCAACAAUUUCUUCUGCAGGGUUUAGACCCAAACCAUCGACUAUCCCUCUGCCUCCACAGAUGCCACCUGACCGUCUAAGUUUGUUCAAACAAAAAUGUGCUUCUGGGACCUCUGGUCCAGUAUUCUCUUUCCCAUUUCUGCCAUGCUCAUGCUCCCAUAUAAUUUUUUUACUUUGAUUCAUCUAACCAAUUUAUUUUUAUGAUUAUUGGGGUGAAUUAUUUAAUAACAACUGCUAGCCACUUUUUUAAUCAAAUAGAAUCUGGUGCCAUGGACUAGCUUAGUUGAGCAGUGUAAUUAUUGGUAUGUACGGAUAUUGAGUUGAUUGGAAAUCUGUCUCGAGGAUUUAAAACAAAUUUCCCAAAAUAUAAUCAGAUUGUGAAUGGAUUUGGUGUCUCAUUACUGAUUUUUGUAUAAAGUCUAUUAUUAGGGUGAUUUCCCUUUGCUGUUCUGGUGACAGUUUGUUUAAAACUAUUUUUUAAUUCCCAUUACUGUGCGCUUUGGCCUUUGCAAUUGUAAAUAUAACAUCUUGCAUCCAAAUUUGUAUCUAGCUGAAUGAGGUUCCAGUUCUUUAGUUCUGUCCCAGUGACAAACAUUCCUAUGGUGUACUGUGUCUUGGCUUGUUUAUCUUCCCUGCGUUUCUUCCACUAUGUCGUCUUUGUCUGGGAGUCUGACUGACUACUUAAUUGGGAUGAAUGUGACAUGGAUUUUAGGGACCCUUGUGUAUGCUCUGAUAUUGUGCAGUUCCAAAAGACCAAAGGGCUGAGAACCACAGAGUCUGUCUUUGCACAUAGCCAGGGUUUACUCUGUGUUAUUUUGUUGAGGGAAAGUGAGUGUUGUGCCCUUAAUAUCCACAUGAUCACUAACACAGAGCUCAAUAAUCUUGUGUCUCAAACUAUUUGAAGGAGAAUAAAUAAUUGAUGUUUAUUCACUUGUGGUUUGCCUAUUCUCCUAUAAAUGUGCUCAAUCUCGUAAUCCCUGUUUACAGUAGCUUCAGACAUAAGUGGUUUAACAGCGCAGCAUGAUAAAUGGGAGAGCUUACUUUUCUUUGUCACUUAUGUUCUCUCAAUGUCGAAUUGAAUGGGUAGUCCAAAGUAAAGUAAACUUGAAAUUUUAAGUUAAGGCAGUGACUUUCUCGAGCGUAGAUGUUCUCGGUGUAUGUGUGGGUGAUGGUGAAACCUGUGGGUUGUGUACAGCAUCAUACAUACACCUUUCCACACCUCAGUCCUCUGCUCAGUCGAUAACUGCGCCUUCCGAAAAAUUCCAACUGGGGGGAGGACUGGAAAAUAUAUUUCCGAUGGAAUUUGCAAUCCACUGCCUUCUGAAUUUAAGGCCCUGAAAUCUCUGGCCCUGGUCCACACACAGUCCAGUCAUUGGGUACAUGUUUGUGCUGGAGACUGUUGAGUCUGGUAGACUGGUGCACUGCAGUGGGGGGAGAAAAACCUGGGACCUAUCCAGGGCACUGUUAGUAGAUUAGAGAUGAAUUGUGAAUAUUAAUCUCUUUCAGAGCUGGACCCACUGAGCAGUUUUUGAUCAGAUUGAGCCUGGGGCUGGUGAACACACUUGCUUUGUGUUGGGCAUAAACAACAUGAGUGAAUGCUGAUUUGAUUUGAAGUGCACCAGGAACUGAGUUUAGUCUUCUAGUAUUUCAUCAACUAGAAUUGGCGCUUGUAUUGGCAUUGAAUUAAAUUGCAACCAGCGAUGGCUUGGAGAAGUAUUCCCUCCCCCAGGCAAGCUCAGCACCUUUGGCAUAUCCUCUCUCAGCAUCUAAUUUUACUUGGAAUAGUUGAAUUCUUUGAUAAAUAAGCCAAAAUAAUUCAGAACAACAACUGUUCCUGGUGUUGUGAUUUUUUAAAAAUAUAUUUCCAUUAUUUGUCCUCCUACCAAACCUUCUGAGCUUUAUUUGAAGUAAUCUGGAUUUAAUGUCUCCAUUUCAUUUAAUAUCUUAUUUGCUUUGAUGCUCUGAGUAACUUGCAGGAGAUUCCUCAAGGUAAUGGAGAUUUAAUAGAGUUGAGAUUCUGAUGACGUGUGCCAAAAUGCAAGUGAUCACUGUUGUGGGUGUAUUUGGCUUAACAGAACAGUUGGUUUGUUUUUAUUUCCUGUUUUUGUUUGGUUAAGUGGGGUGUGAUUGAAUUCUGCAUGUAAAUAUUAAGAGGCUAGAAUUUAUAAAAGUUGCACAUUUUACAAUCAAGAAUUGAGCAUCAUUUAAGGCUUUCAGUCUGAAGAUUCAGCAGGAAAGUGAUAGUUCUCUGUUAAACGCACAAUUGUCAUAGCCUGGUGUGUGUGUUACUUUUAAUUCCUGAUUAGAACGGUGGGGCAUUUGGGAUGUGGAAUCUACCUUAACCCAAACUUGCAGUCACUCUCUGGGAUUACUGUCUAGAUGAGUGACUGCCCACGUAAUGUGCAUGUCUCUGCAACUACCUAUUCCACUGGUGACAACAGGCAUCAGACUUUGAAUGGGAUGCAAAAAUAGAAAGCUACUCCUUGCAGCCCUGCGCGGUGCCAGUAUAUGAGAUCAGGCUGGUUAUCACUGCUGAGUGUGAUCCUGUCUUCACGUGACUAGCACACACUGACUUUCCAGGGUUCAAAGACAGUGACACAGAAUCCAAACUGGAUUUCAUUCCUUCCCUUACCCCAACCUGGGGGAAAAGAUGAUUUCUGUACUGGAUCCUUUUCUGAAAUAGCACAGCAUAGGCAACUGGGAAUCAAUUUGGCACGUUGGUGUGGUUCUAUAAUCAAACUUAACUGUGCCCAGGGAGAUUAGUACCAGUAUCUGCAUUGGGUCCUUGAGUUGAACCUGCACUUGUCUGCCUCAUGUUAUUGUUCAGCAGGAAACCGUUCUUGUAUCUUUUACUCUGACCUGAUAUUUUAAUGCUAACCAAAUUUAACGAUCACGGGGAUUUGUUGGCAUCAAGCAGAGUUGAAAGGUUUUCACAUUGCACAAACAGUUUGUUUGAUUAUCAUUUAAAUGUUGGUGCUUAUCCCUCUGUGUAAUUUAUUGAUUUGAGUUGUGUAUGAGGAUUUGUAAUUUUCAUGACUUCUGCUUAUUAAAAUGAAUCAUUGACUGACUAACACAUGGAAUAUUUCAGCUACCACCCAAAUCACAGUCCCAGUGUGUUAAAGUGGUAUACACAUUCACAAGAUCAUUCUAACCCCCAUAUCUGCAUGAUAUCUUGCUCUUCCCAUGGCUAUUGCUGUGGAAAUGUUCUUUGAUUCUACUCGUACCAGCCUCCGAGAAUAUCGAACCAUAAAGAAGGAACUUUAACAUAAGCAGAUCAAGUAAAAGGCAACUGCAGGUUUUAAAAAGUAAUGAGGCUUUCCUUGUGGACAAAGGACAUCCCUAUGAAUCUACAAUCACUUCACUACUGACUCUUGUUUAAAAACAAUAGUAAUCUGAAAUGUCUUCUGUUACAUUUGGGCUGUAAUAAUCUGUCUCCCACACAAGGCAUACCUUCAAGAUAUCAUCAGGUGUCUAUGUUUCAGUAGCUGCAGUAGAAGUUCCCCACCUCAGUUACCAGAAGCCGCUCUUGGAAAUUCAUACUUCACAAUGGCUCAGUGAAGAUGGCACCAGUGAAAGUUCACCUGAAACUUAACCUAUCAAGUCUCGUCAUCACCUCAUUCUUUAGGAACAAUUAAUGUGGACGCAUGGAAAAUAUCCUGUUGGAACUUGCAUUUUAGUUUUGAAGAUGAACUGCAAUUUUCAGCUACUAUCUAAAAUGUGAUUUUUGUAUAAAGGGGAAAUCUCAAUGUAUCAGAGUGCAAGUUUUGUGUGGGGGGAUUGUGGUGGAUGUACAUGUUCCAAGAUCAAAAUCUUCCCCUCAAAUCAGGGUUAUGUCACUUGUAGUUUAAAACUUAACCUGCCAUAUUGUAAAUAUAGCUCAGUGUUCUUAAGAGGUCAAGUUCCUUAAGUGUGGUUUUAUUUCUGUGUAUUUCUCUUUAUCAACUGUCCUGAAAAAGCACAAGUGAGCAUUGAAGAUCUGUUUUAGAGGAAGCGUUCAUAGCUGCAAAGAAAGCACGUCAUCUUUGCCUUUCGUAAAAUGUGUUUUUGUAUGUUUAAUGUGUGAAGAAAAAAGGGAUGAUUUCUCAGAAAAGAUUGAAGGGGCAGUACUACUGUAAAUAUUUUCCAUUAGACACCAUUAUCUUUGUUAUAUUUGUCUUUCUGUUAGGAAGAACCUCGCAGUUCAUCCUAAUGAUUUACAUAUAUCAGUUUGUUCUCUGCAUUUUUGGGGUAGGUGCAUCAAAGCUGAAGAUAGACCGUGUAAUGGAAUUUUGCACGUGUUCUUACACUUUUUUCUGGGGUUUUGUUUUCAAUUUGAAACGCAAAGUUCUGAUUUUUUUUUUAUUUUAAAUAUUUGAAGUAGGGAAAAUCCCACAAUAUAUUUGUGCUUUAUAUACUGUUCGUUGGUUUAAAGAUAUUUUUGAAACCACUGUGUUUUGAUGGCUAAAUUGGUACAAACUGUCUUACAUUGAUGCGUGUGCUGCAAAUAUUAACACUAAAUGCCAAAUGACUUUAUUUGCUUUCCUCAAACUGGGAGAAUGUUCAAUUUUUUUAAAAUAAAAAUUGAUGAAAGGUACUAUAUUAAAA
This is a messenger RNA of Pristis pectinata (smalltooth sawfish), 10545 nucleotides long. It is a transcript of the gene prkci, whose product is annotated as protein kinase C, iota. Gene Ontology annotation, molecular function: diacylglycerol-dependent serine/threonine kinase activity; ATP binding; protein binding. Bases 41 to 1837 code for a protein of 598 amino acids. Lineage: Eukaryota; Metazoa; Chordata; Chondrichthyes; Rhinopristiformes; Pristidae. Gene Ontology annotation, biological process: protein phosphorylation. The record is from RefSeq and is a predicted model, not a curated record. The transcript is spliced from 19 exons.